UCCCACUCACACACACCCCGCCUUCCUCCAAGGGCAGGUCUUUUUUCUCUGUCUUUGCACGAGGGAUAGCAAAGCACCACUUCCCAGCCUGACAUGUUCAGCUGUUCAGCAGGCAGUUCCCCUCAAGGCAGCCCCGUGGUCUCCCUACGUUGGCUUCUCUGAGAGAGACAUCACUCCUGCCUACUGCUCCACAUACUGAAGCUCACCAAGCAUGGGAUUUCUACUCCUGCUUUUUUACCUGGGCACAGGCCUGAUGCCAUGGUGUUAUGGGUUCAGUGUGGAUGAAGAGACCUUAACCAUCUUCCGGAUGCCAGCUGAGAGCUUUGGGACAAGUGUGGCACAGACUACCAAUGCGGUGUUCGUUGGGGCCCCCUUCCAGAGGGGAAAAAUGAAUGAAACGGGUAAACUUUACCAGUGCACCUACCGCACAGGUGCCUGUAAGGAGAUUAACAUCCAGCCACCCACAGAUGCUGUCAAUAUGUCCCUUGGUUUGUCGUUGACUGCCCGUGAUGAUCAGGUCCUGGUUUGUGGUCCCACACUGCACCGAGCCUGUGGACAGAACAUGUUUGUGAAUGGCUACUGUUUCUUUCUGGACCACAAUCUGCAACAGAACUUGCGCUUUCCAGAGAAAUUGCCAGAAUGCACUGUCCAUCCAACGGACAUCGUCUUCUUGAUAGAUGGCUCAGGAAGCAUCGACAGCAAUGAUUUUGAAACAAUGAAGCGGUUUGUUUCCGAGAUCAUCCAGAGACUCUCUGGCAAAGAUACACGGUUUGCUCUCAUGCAGUUCUCUGAUGAAUUCAGGGAACACUUCAAUUUCAACAGUAGAGACCCAGCGCGCCACGUGUUGGAUAUCGAUCAGAUUGGUGGAUGGACCCACACAGCCACAGCCAUCCGGAAAGUUCUGAGGGAACUAUUCACCCCACAGAAAGGAUCUCGGAAGGGAGCCAACAAGAUUCUUAUUGUGAUCACGGAUGGGCAGAAGACGGAUUACCUCCAAUACGGGCAAGUCAUACCAGAGGCAGAGCAAGCUGCGAUCAUCCGCUAUGCUAUUGGGGUUGGCAGCGCUUUUUCAAGCCGCAGUGCCAGGCAGGAAUUGAGCGACAUGGCUUCCAAACCUGAUAGCGAACAUGUCUUCACCGUGUACAAUUUCAAUGCCCUCCGAGGCAUCCAGGACCAGCUGCAGGACAAAAUCUUUGCCAUUGAAGGUACACAAUACCAGAGCAGCAGUUCCUUUCAGAUGGAAAUGUCUCAGGAAGGAUUCAGUGCCCUCCUGACCCCAGAAGGGUCUGUCCUGGGAGCUGUGGGUUCGAAUGACUGGUCCGGAGGGGUGUUGAUUUAUCAGAACAACAACAGAAACCCGAAAUUUAUUAAUGUUUCUGACACGGCUGGGGAUAUGGAGAAUGCCUAUCUUGGCUAUUCUUCACAGUUUGUCCAGCUCCGUGGCAGAAGUGGCCUGGUGGUGGGAGCCCCCCGUUACAAGUAUGUUGGGAAAAUAGUGCUGUUUGAGAAGCAGACCCGGCGUGGGAGAUGGCAGCUGAAAACAGAGGCCGUGGGAGAACAGGUUGGUGCGUAUUUUGGAGCGACCUUGUGCUCAGUGGACCUUGAUCAAGAUACAAACACGGACCUGGUUCUGGUCGGAGCCCCCAUGUACUAUGAUGGUGCAAAAGGAGGAAGAGUUUAUGUCUGUCAUUUUCAGGAGGAAGCACUUCAUUGUUACACAACUUUGGAAGGGCAGAGGGGACACAUUUUUGGUCGUUUUGGGGCCAGCAUUGCUGCAGUCGGUGACAUCACUGGGGAUGUAUGGGCAGAUGUGGCCAUCGGGGCUCCCCUGGAGGAUGAGAAUGCAGGAGCUGUGUAUCUUUUUGCAGGAAAGCAGACGUCAAUCAACCCACAAUAUAUCCAGAGGAUACAGUUCCGUAGCACGCCACCAUUUUAUUGUCCAAACAAAACUUUAACACCUUCCAGUUUGACUCGUCCCAUUCUGCAUGUGGAGGUGUCCAUUGAGUUCCACCCUCCUCUGAUCCCCACAUCAGUCUUCAAGUGUCAGGGUCAAGAAGAAUAUUCGGAAGAGGUGACCCAUGUGGCAAAAGUGUGCUUUAGUGUUUCCAAAGCUACCUGGGAUAAACUAGGUACGAUUUUUAGUGACCUUCAGUACAGUCUGGUGCUGGACCCCGAGAGAAUCCAUUCUCGAGCUUUGUUCAGUUCUGGUGUUCCUGCUUUGAGCAAAAGUCUCCAGAUUGGGCUUGAGCAGCAAUGCCAGGGUCACCCCAUCAAACUGCCUAUCUGCAUUGAAGAUACCCUGACCCCAAUCAUCCUGCAACUGAAUUACAGCCUUGUGGGAAAGCCCAUCGCUAAAGCCAAGAAUCUCAGGCCCAUCCUGAGUGAAGAGUCCCAGAAAAUCUACAUAGCAAAGCUCCCAUUUGAGAAAAACUGUGGCAGUGAUGGGAAAUGUGAAGAUAUUUUACGAACUUCGUUUAAUCUCUCAGGCUUGGACACCUUAGUUGUAGGCUUGACUUCUGAGGUCAACAUAAUAGCUUCCAUCCAAAACCACGGGGAGGACUCCUAUGGUACCAUUCUGCGCUUCUUCUACCCUGGAGGGUUGUCCUACCGCAAGGUCACCUUGCUACAGCCCAGCAGGAAGGCAGUGAACAUUAAAUGCCACUCGUCUCCUGUCACUGAAGAAGACGCCGACAGGAACGCCACUUGCAAUAUCAACCACCCGAUAUUUUGGAGUGGGGCAGAGGCUGUCUUUGCUGCCACCUUUGAUAUCUCCCCAGAUGCUGAUCUAGGAGGGACCCUGCGGAUCAUCGCCAGAGCCAGCAGUGAAAAUGGAGGGAACAUCACCAAGGAUAUGGUUCAUGAAGUGGAUCUGCCUGUCAAAUACGCCGUGUACAUCAUUGUCACCACCCUUGAGGAAUCAACCAAGUAUGUCAACUUCACAGCUGGCCAGCAAGAAGCGAGCAAGAGCAUUGAACAUCGAUAUGAGAUAAAAAACCUCCGUGAACGAAGCAUCCCUGUCUCAGUAAUGUUUCAGAUCCCUGUAAAAUUGAAAGGCAUCCAGGUCUGGAAUGUGUCUCAAGUCAUCUCCUCUGAGGACUGCACCACAGCCUCAUGUAAGAUGAUCCGCUGUGACCUUUUGUUACUGAAGUUGGAAAAGUCUCUGGAGUUCACAAUCAAGGGGGACAUCAGUUUCCAGUGGGCCUCUAAGAUCCAUCAGAGGAAAGUGACCUUGGUGAGCUCUGCACAGAUUUUCUACGAUGUCACAAAGUAUGCACAGAAGGAGGGUUUUGUACAGACCCAGGUGCUGACAGUGGUGGAGCGUAUUGAGAUCUACAAUUACCUGCCUGUAACCAUUGGUGGCACAGCUGGAGGGCUCGUCCUUCUUUCACUGAUUGCUGCAGCCCUCUAUAAGGUUGGAUUCUUCAAACGUCAGUAUAAACAGAUGCUAAGUGAAGCUGGGGAUGACAAUGAAAACGCAGAGCCUACCAGCCCUACCACACAGAAAACAGACUCCUCUCCCCCUGACAAAGACAUUGUUGACUGAUGACUGACCAUCUUAGACCUCCUAGGCUUUGACCACUUGCUCAAGGAAGGCCAGAGAGAUGUUGGUAUCAUCCCAUGGUGCUACCUCUGACGUAUCUGAGUCCUCCCUUCCUCGCUGAAUGGACUGCCUUGUCUCCAAGAAUUCCUGCUAUUGAGCUACCCAGAGCUCUUGCCCCCUCUUCAGCCUUCUGGUCCCCCCUCCAUCUUCUCCAUUUUCAGAAAUGUCCUUCUUGGUAACAUUCUCUUCUGAUGCGUUCUUCUGAAAUUAGAAAUGAGGAGGAGGCCGAUGUGAAUCCUUAGCCGACUGUCUUGUUUCCUGUCCCAGCUACCGUGCGCUGGCUGGGACAGCUGAAUGGGUCUCAGGACAUGAUGGGACGGAAAGUUCGGCCUCCCUGGACAUCCUGCCUGAAAAUGACAGGUGAGGAGAGAGACUGCUGCAGGAGGAAAAGGAGGAGGAAGAAAAUGAAAAGUCAGCUCAACCUCCAAGGGCAGAAUAGAGGAAGGGAGGCCUGAGGCUGAGCGUUCGACGCAUGGAGUUCUGCAAAAAUGGACAGGAUUCUAAGCCACAUUGAUUAUGGCAUAAGUACUGGUGGACUAGAGUCAAUAAAAUUAGAAAUGGUAGGAUUAUGUUUUUACAUGUUUUCAUCUCUGUCAAAUCAGCACACAUAUUUCAGUUAUUAUCACCCCUAGACGUCUUUCUAGAUGGUUUGUCUGUAACAUGGCGGAAGAGUUUUGUUCAUAUGUUUCAUAGUUCCUGUUGGUUUCUGGAAGCAACUGUUUUCAAUAUGUUGAAUAUAUAUUUUGUUUGCUUGGAAGUGAGAAGAUUAAAUGUAAUAGGCAAGAUGUAAUUAUGAAUGCAAAUGAAUCACACACCUGUGCUUUCCCUGUGUUAUAUAGAAGAAUAGCAUUUGGGACACUUAAUGGUUUCAAUUUCCUACAUAGAAUUGUGAAUGCAAUUUCCUACACAGAAUUUAUGAAGACAUUAUAAAAAAAAUGAAGAAAAAAUAGUAUUUUUAAAAGCCACCGAUGAAUAAACAGCUCACCACUUGUCUUACCCUUUCCUGGUUUGUUUUGCUCCCACCUCUUUUGUCAGCGGGAGAAAGAAGCCAGGAACAAACUUCAGUUAUGAGCUUGGAUGUCAUGGCCAUCUAUGGUUUCAAUAAAGCUAAAGUACAUAAGCAGCAACAACCAUGGUUAACCACGGCUUAUUAGUAAAGGUGAUUAUCAACAAAGAGUGUGACUUGUUUGAGUUGUGCUUGGACCAUGAGACGGUAUAUAAAUUGAAUGCCUGAUUGAAUGAAUGAAUUUGUCCUGCCAUGCCAAUACAGGCUGUCUCUCAGUAUUAAAAAAAAGUUUAAUACAAAGGGCUACUGUUAUAUUCCUAGUAAUAUACACAUGUUGUCCUAUACAGCAUGGUUGAUAGAUUUUAUCAGUACUGACGCCUUAGAGCUAUCAAUGAUGAGGUUCCAGGAAACCUCAUCUUUGACAGCAGUGGAAGAAAUUAGGAUUUGUACAGUUAAGAAAAGAGGAGGGGCAGGAUCUGAUGGUCAGCUCUAAGGAAGGCAUAACGAGAAAGUAAUUGGGAGAGAGGAACAGAGAGGCACCAAACUGGGGGAAAUCAUUCUAAAUUAACAUUGUCAGGGGUGUUGUAUUUUGGGGGAAUGUAGAGGAAUACUGUCAAAAAUGUGUUGCUGUUAUCCGGUUACUGGUAUUUCCUCUAGACCCCCUUUG
Pogona vitticeps (central bearded dragon) is the source of this 5274-nucleotide messenger RNA. NCBI's taxonomy places the organism in Eukaryota, Metazoa, Chordata, Lepidosauria, Squamata, Agamidae. The record is from RefSeq and is a predicted model, not a curated record.